GGGUCAUCGGACCCUAUGAGACGGCAUAGAUCCCAUCUGCCUGAUGGAUCGUCUGGGUCGUGGAAUUCCUGCUCAUGACUACGCCACUGUCCUGUUGAGACUCCGCCCACUGUUGAGACUCCGCCCACUCCUCCUCCCCACCGCCAUCUGCCUGAUGGAUCGUGGAGGUCUCCAUCGUGGAAUAUGCCUACUAUGAACUAUUCAUACACUCUGUCAUAUUCAUUGAAUGUAUUUUAACUCUAAAUCUGUCCUUCUGUACACAUUACAUCUAUUGCAUCUGUCCAUCCUGGAGAGGGAUCCUCCUCUGUUGCUCUCCUCCAGGUUUCUUCCCUUUUUUUUCCCCCUGAAGGGUUAUUUGGGAGUUUUUCCUGGUCCGAUGUGAGGUUUUGGGGCAGGGAUGUCUAUGUGUACAGAUUGUAAAGCACUCCGAGACAAAUUUGUAAUUUGUGAAAUUGGGCUAUACAAAUAAACUGAAUUGAAUUGAAUAUGUUUAUUCAUUCUUCUAAUGGUGAAGGACAUCUGGUGAACUUUGUUUUAGGUUCAUACAUUUAUCCCAAAGGUCUUUUUCUUCUGUUUGUACAGAAGCCCACUGGAAUAUGCCUACUACGAACUAUUGAUACACUCUGUCAUAUUCAUUGAAUGUGUUUUAACUCUAAUCUGUCCUUCUGUCCACAUGACAUCUAUUGCUUCUGUCCAUCUUGGAGAGGGAUCCUCCUCUGUUGCUCUCCUGAAGGUUUCUUCCCUUUUUUUCCCCAUGAAGGGUUGUUUGGGAUUUUUUUCCUGAUCCGAUAUAUCGACACACGUAGUGCAGAUUUGUUUUCAAUUUGUGUUUUGACUUCAUUGCAAUGCAACGUUUGUGAGGUGAGUAGGAGUUUGAGUGGAAGGCUGAGUGCCAAAGGGUUACAAAUACAUGAAUUCCCCAGAGUGGUUCAAAGCAGUGAGUGAGCGAACAAUGAGUACUACUGUUUAUACUACAGGCUCACUCAGGACCCAAAGCCAGCAUUUAAUAAGCUGAAUGAGUGAUGCGAUCUAUGUUUAGUUAAUACACAUUAUUAGGAAGUGGCUGUUUCUUUUCUCUUACAUUUAUCUGAACAUAAAAUCCAUUGAGAAAGUGGUUUAUAAAUAUUAUAUCACACAGGCAGCAGGUGGUUUAUCUGUAUUUUAAUGUUUUCCUCUCCUCAAGCAUCCUUAACCUCUCCUCCUCCCACGCAGACCUCCCAGGAGCUCUUCUCUGCCGGAGGCUUCAUGGACGAGCGCAAGCCGCUUGAUAGUAAAACGGGAGAUGCUGUAAGAGUGACAUUGACGAGAGAAGAUUCAGUGUGUGGGCAACACUGGUUCAUUAUCGGCUGUGUUCUGGAGGGAGAGAGAGGCAUCCACAUGACGGUGUGAGGAGCGUCUUGGACAGGCAGAGCGUCUUCAGGGAGGACAUCCAGGUGAAGACGGAAGGAUCCGGCUCCUCAUGACGGCUUGACACAACUUAAGGCAGAAAAACAGGUUUCUCAAGAGACCUGCCUCCUGGACCAAGUGCUGGAGCUGAUUAUGAAUGAGAAGCCCCCCACCAGUGCCAGUCUUUUCCUAAACGAGGACGCGGAAAGACCCCCAAUUGCAGAGAGAGGAGACUUGCGGAGACGCCUCCGAAAGGCCAUGGAGAGGAAAGCCGGCAGCUUGAAGGAGAGGAUAGGCUCCGUCAGUCGGGAAAACGUCAAAGGUUUCCUCAAGAGGAACCUGUUUGUUCUUUUCACUGUUGCCGCCGUGGCUCUGGGUGUAAUCCUGGGCUUUGCUCUUCGCCCCCACAACCUGUCCCUGAGAGAGAUCAAGUACUUUGCCUUUCCAGGGGAGCUUCUAAUGAGAAUGCUGCAGAUGCUGGUGUUGCCUCUCAUCGUCUCCAGUCUGGUCACAGGUAUUUCCUCCUUGGACAGCAAAGCGUCAGGUAAGAUGGGUAUGCGUGCAGUGGUCUACUACAUGGUGACAACCCUGAUUGCCGUUUUCAUCGGCAUCGUUACCGUGAUAAUCAUCCGGCCGGGCAAAGGCAGCAGGGACAGUCCGGUAACCAACAGCGGGAACAUAGAACCAGUUCAAGCUGCUGAUGCGUUCCUGGAUCUCAUCAGGAACAUGUUUCCUCCCAAUCUGGUCGAGGCUUGUUUCAAGCAGUAUAAAACAGUGUACAAGAAGACCGUGCACACAAGGAACGUGACAGUGACCCUGAACCUCACCGAUUCCCUCAACGUGACAGAGUCUGACCUGAGUGUGAACCUCAGCAGGGUGCUGCACACCAUACAGGAGACAGUGGAGGAGACUGUCCCUGUGUCCGGCUCCUCUAAUGGCGUGAACGCUCUGGGUUUGGUGGUUUUCUCCAUGUGCUUCGGUCUGGUCAUUGGCAGCAUGAAGCAGCAGGGCCAGGCCCUCAGGGACUUCUUCAACAGCCUCAAUGAAGCCAUCAUGAGGCUGGUGUCCAUCAUCAUCUGGUAUGCUCCAGUCGGCAUCCUGUUCCUGAUUGCAGGGAAGAUUGUGGAGAUGAAGAAUCUGGCGGAGGUGGGCGGUCAGCUGGGGAUGUACACCGUGUCGGUCAUUGUGGGUCUCCUCAUUCACGGCCUCUUCGUCCUGCCACUGCUCUACUUCCUGGUGACCAGGAAGAAUCCUUUCAGCUUCAUCAGUGGUCUUCUCCAGGCACUCAUCACUGCUCUGGGAACCUCAUCUAGCUCUGCUACCCUGCCCAUCACUUUCCGCUGUCUGGAGGAGAACAACCGUGUGGAUAAACGAGUGACACGUUUCAUCCUCCCUGUGGGUGCCACCAUCAACAUGGAUGGCACCGCCCUCUACGAGGCUGUGGCAGCCAUCUUUAUUGCCCAAGUCAAUGACAUGGAUCUAAACUUUGGGCAGAUUCUGACCAUCAGUAUCACAGCAACUGCUGCCAGCAUCGGAGCAGCAGGCAUCCCUCAGGCUGGCCUGGUUACCAUGGUGAUCGUAUUGACAUCGGUGGGACUGCCCACGGAGGACAUAACACUGAUCAUCGCUGUGGAUUGGUUCUUGGACCGCUUACGGACCACCACCAAUGUGCUGGGUGACUCCCUCGGGGCGGGAAUUGUGGAGCACCUUUCCCGUGGAGAGCUGCAGAGUCAGGAUGCUGAGAUGCGCAACUCUGUCAUUGAGGAGAAUGAGAAGCCCUACCAGCUCAUCUGCCAGGAGAAUGAUUCACUCAACCACCGCAACAGUGAGACCACAAUGUGAAAACAAGAGCGACACCCUUUAGGGCUCCAUGUACCAGAAGCCUUUAGCUAGAAGGUUGUCUUGCAAUGGUGCAGGGACAGUCUUAGAAACAUGAUAGGUAAGGGUGAGCUCAGCCAGUAUUCGGGGUUCGAAGAUCAUUUUUGCAGUUGCAGUGCAAACUUACAAUCUCUUGUUUCAGCUUAUUGGUGCAACAAUGAAAUUCCGACCCAGAAGUUGCUUCAUGACAGGAAAUACGUGCACGUGCUGUCAGGAACAGUUACAUAUCCAAUCUUUUUGUUUGCUUGGAGUGCCAGUUAGUUAAGAGCAUUUCACUGUUUUUUGUUUUAAUGUGAUGUCAGGAAAGCUUAAUAUGACAAAAAGAGUUUAGAGAAAUAUUUUGAAAGUUUUCAGCUUCAUCGUGUUUUAAAAGAUUUGUAUAAUGUAUCAUCUAUACAGUCAAAGCAGCAUAUACAGGAGAGAUACAGGAGAACAUUCCUGCCGACGGCUAUGAGGCUCUACAACAGUUCACCUCUUGCCAGAUCACCCUAACCCUUCUUAUAUUUUGUGUUUUGUUUUUUUAUUCUUGUGUGUUGCUGCUACUGACUCGACAAAUUUCCCCUUGGGGAUUAAUAAAGUAUAUAUCUAUCUAUCUAUCUAUACUCCUAACUAGACACAGUGUUAGAAUACAAAGUAUUAUUUGAGAGAGAACACCACCGUUCAUAAAAAAGUAAACCAGCUGAUUUUCCACUGUGAAUAUUUCAAUACUUUCUGUUGCAUAACUUA
Molecule: messenger RNA, 3990 nt
Organism: Pseudoliparis swirei
Lineage: Eukaryota; Metazoa; Chordata; Actinopteri; Perciformes; Liparidae
Gene: slc1a6
Product: solute carrier family 1 member 6
Exons: 13
Coding region: 1540-3228 (562 amino acids)
Biological process (GO): L-glutamate transmembrane transport
Cellular component (GO): plasma membrane
Molecular function (GO): glutamate:sodium symporter activity; neutral L-amino acid transmembrane transporter activity; L-glutamate transmembrane transporter activity
Source: RefSeq, a predicted model, not a curated record